This is a messenger RNA of Uloborus diversus, 1164 nucleotides long. RefSeq lists its product as uncharacterized. The coding region runs from base 1 to 1164 and encodes 387 amino acids. The transcript has 2 exons. NCBI's taxonomy places the organism in Eukaryota, Metazoa, Arthropoda, Arachnida, Araneae, Uloboridae. The record is from RefSeq and is a predicted model, not a curated record.
AUGAAAUCAACACUACCUGAGAAAACAAAGGAGACAAUUUCAUCAUCUGAAGCGCUCAUCCCCAGAUUAUAUGGAUUGCCAAAAAUCCACAAAGAAGAGUUGCCGUUGAGACCUAUUGUCAGUGCCAUAAACUCUCCUACUCACCUCCUCUCUAAACAUCUUGCCAGUUUGCUGAAACCCCAUGUCGGGGCAACGGAAUCUUUUGUUAGAGAUUCGUCCCACUUCAUAGAGAAGCUCAAAACCUACAGUCUCCAGUCAACAGAUAUCUUGGUAAGCUUCGACGUCGUUUCUCUCUUUACGAGAGUUCCAAUCAAGGAAGCCAUGGAGAACGUACGGGAAAUAUUUUCACCAGAUAUCGCUGAUUUAUUCCAGCAUGUCUUAACGACCACGUAUUUCCAGUGGAACAAUGACAUCUAUGAGCAGAUAGACGGUGUAGCCAUGGGGAGUCCAUUGAGCCCUUUAAUUGCCAACUUCUACAUGGAGAAAUUUGAAGAAGUUGCCCUCAGCCCUGCGGGAAAACAACCGACUUGCUGGCUCAGAUACGUCGACGACACUUUCGUGAUAUGGAGCCAUGGAAAAGACGAACUUCACCGAUUCUUGACUCACAUAAACAACCAACAUGAGAAUGUCCAAUUUACGAUGGAAACCGAAAACGACGGGAAGUUGCCUUUCCUGGAUGUCUUGGUCAGUCGCAGAGAUGACGGAUCCCUAGGCCAUCGUGUUUAUCGCAAACCUACACAUACUGAUCGCUAUCUACACAAGGACUCUAAUCACCAUCCUCGACAGAAGAGAGGUGUAAUGAAAACUUUAUUCGUGAGAGCCAACAGAAUCUGCGAACCGACUGCUAUCGAGCAUGAAAUUUCCCACCUCACAAAUGUUUUCCAAGCCAACGGUUUUUCAAAGCAAGAGAUCAAAAGAGCCUUCCACCCCAAAAUAAAAAAACAGCCACUUAAAGAAGAUCCGAUCAAGUCCACAGCCUACCUUCCCUACGUUGAGGACGUCACUGAUAGAAUCGAAAGACUUCUGCGACGCCACAAUAUCAAGACUGUUUUCAAACCCACCCACCGAACCAGCGACUUAUUACGAUCUGUGAAAGAUGCAAGAGAUCCCUUGUCCGUCGCAGGAAAUCUUCAAAAUAGCUCAUAUGCCUUCCUGAUUUUCUAG